Messenger RNA from Corvus hawaiiensis (hawaiian crow), 1286 nucleotides. RefSeq lists its product as uncharacterized. NCBI's taxonomy places the organism in Eukaryota, Metazoa, Chordata, Aves, Passeriformes, Corvidae. The transcript has 7 exons. The record is from RefSeq and is a predicted model, not a curated record. Bases 479 to 1150 code for a protein of 223 amino acids.
GCAGGCGGCACGGCUGGCGGGACCCGCAGCCGGAGCUGGACCAGAACCAGGACCCGGACCAGGUCUGGGUCGCCGACAUCACCCCUUGGCCCGGCUGCGGCCCCCCUGGAAACCUGUCCCUCCACCGCAACGACGGGCCCCUCAUGAAGCGCCAUAAGUUUGGGCGCUCCCCGUUUUAGAGGGACACCAAGAAGUUCUCUUCCAUUGUCCCAGAUCAUUGAUCAAGCUUGUCAAGAGGCAGAAACUUACAAGGAUGCUGGAGUUCAUUAAGAACAUUUUUUGGUGGUGUACUAAUGUCCAAGAUUUGAAAAUGUCUUCAGUGAACAAGCAGUCACUGCUCUGAGCUGCUGUUUUCAGAAAAAACUUUAUUAACAAGCCAGUUGCAACAUUUUAAAUCUAUAAAUUAGAAUGAUACUUUACAGACAGAACAAAAUUGAAUACAAGAGCUUCAUUUAAAGAAUAGAAGACCAAAGUCAAAAUGCAAGCCAAGUCAUACAGGGAUGGGUUGAUAGUGGAGAACAUGCACGACGUGCCGUACACGGUGUGCCCAGGCCCAGAGGUGACCGCAGCCAUGGCAGUGCUCGGUGCUGCCAUCAGACAGAGCUGUCCCCGUGUCCCGCUGGGUGUCCAGGUGCUGUGUGCUGCCAACCAGCAGGCAAUAGCCAUUGCUCUGGCUGCAGGUCUUGAUUUUAUCCGGGCUGAAGGGUUUGUGUUUUCUCAUGUGGCUGAUGAAGGGAUUAUAAAUGCCUGUGCAGGUGACCUGCUGCGAUACAGAAAACACAUUGGAGCAGAGAACAUUCAGAUUUUUGCUGAUAUUAAAAAGAAGCAUAGUGCUCACGCCCUGACGGCCGAUGUCAGCGUGGCCCAGACUGCGGCCGCUGCCCAGCUCUUCCUGGCCAACGGCGUGGUGCUGACCGGCACAGCCACCGGACACCCUGCGGACCCGCAGCAGCUGCGAGAGGUUAAGCAUGCUGUGAAGAUUCCUGUGCUGGUUGGGUCCGGAGUGACUCUGGAGAAUGUGAAGAAUUACUUGGACGCAGAUGCUCUUAUAAUCGGUUCCUAUUUCAAGAAAGAAGGAUAUUGGGCAAAUGCUGUUGAUCCUGACCGAGUAAAGAAAUUCAUGGAACACAUAAGUAAACUGAGGGAAUGAGUUUGUCAGCAAACACCGUUUGUGUGUGUGUGUGUUUGUAGAAAUGCGGUGUGGUACGUUCUACGGAAUUAAAGCACAAACGCGUGGCUGAAUGGCAAAUAACAUCAAAUAAAAAUGCACAUCAUCUCCAUACCUA